Dinoponera quadriceps is the source of this 1551-nucleotide messenger RNA. RefSeq lists its product as uncharacterized. Bases 448 to 891 code for a protein of 147 amino acids. The transcript has 2 exons. The record is from RefSeq and is a predicted model, not a curated record. NCBI's taxonomy places the organism in Eukaryota, Metazoa, Arthropoda, Insecta, Hymenoptera, Formicidae.
UAGAACUUUUAAAUAAAGGAAUCAAUAUUAAUAUUAAUAUUAUUAUUGUCGUGCGUAUAUAUAUCAAUAUUAAUAUUAAUAUAAUUAACCAGUUAAGUGUGUUUGACGAAUAUAUCCGUCAUGGAGAUGUGGCAGAAUCUUGUGUCAUGACGACUAUAUCCAUCAUGCGUAAAAUUUUGUUACAAUUUGAUAUUUAAUGUGUAAAUAUACAGGGUUUGUCCGGAAAGUAAUGCGUCGCAUUUUUUUGUGAUGCGAGUAUACGUCCCUGAGCGGUCGGACCGGUUGGAGAGGGUGGGGGAAACCCGUAGCUUUCUAGCGGUAUGUCGCUCAAUUGCCUUCAUGCGCUUGAAGGAAUAGGACGGCUUGUUCCGAGAACUUCUGCGUAGUGGUCGCGUCGAAGGUACCACGGAGAAAACGUUAAAGCAACGCUAUGCGAUACAGUUUUGUAUGAAGCUUAAGAAGACGCCGCUGGAAACAUUUGAAAUGCUUCAGGAAGCCUUCGGAGAUGAUUGCCUUUCCAGAUCGCAGUCGAACAGAUGGCACAAUAUGUUUCGAGAUGGUCGGGAGGAGGUCGCAGACGAAGCCCGCGCAGGACGCCCAUCAACAUCGCGAACGGACGACAAUGUGACUUGUGUGCGCCAACUACUGUUUUCAGACCGUCGAAUGAGUGUUCGCUUAAUGUCUGAAUUACUGAACUUGCCGAAAACGGUUGUGCACGAGAUUGUAUCGGAAGACUUGGCCAUGCGGAAGAUUUGCGCAAAACUUGUGCCCAGAGUUUUGACAGAUCUCCAGAAGCAACAUCGGGUGGAAGUGUGGGCAGAACUCCAACACCUUUGCGCAGAUGAUCCCGAUUUCCUAAGCAACGUUAUCACAGGGGAUGAGACGGGAUAGUGCACCGUGAAUUCGUACCCCCUGGCCAGAUCGUCAACGCGAAAUUUUACGUGGAAGUGCUUCACAGACUGACGAACAGGGUCGCCCGCGUCCGCGCGGAGAUCCGCGGAAAUUGGAAACUCCACCACGACAACGCACCAGCGCACACCGCCUUUGUUGUCACGGCAUACCUAACCCGGAUCGGUGUGGCAACAGUGCCGCAGCCGCCCUACAGCCCCGACUUGGCCCCGGCAGACUUCUUUUUGUUCCCUCGGCAGAAAAGGGCCCUUAAAGGAAAACAUCUGGAGUCGGUGGACAAUGUGCAAGCUACGUCGACGGCCGCCCUGAACAGCAUCACAGUCGACGAGUUCCAGAAAGCGUAUGACUCAUGGAAAUCGCGCUGGCAAAAAUGUAUAGAUGCUGAAGGGGCGUACUUCGAAGAAUUUUAAGUUGUUGUACCUGUGCGAUUAAUAAAUAACGUUAAAAAAAUGCGACGCAUUACUUUCCGGACAAACUCUGUAUGUUCAUGUUGAGUGACUAUGUAAAUAUUACUAAUAAAAUUGUUCAUUUUCUAAAAUAAAGUCGUCUUUUUGACCCAAUAUUUCAACAGCGCCACUUACUCUGUGUUUGACGACUAUAUAUAUAAUUUUAUAAAAACAAAAACAAAUUGUAAGAAUAACA